UUCGAGCUUCAGUUUUUAUCACUAGACUCGGGGAGGGUUUUAGGUUUUCAUCGAAUCACCGCGAGAAUCUCCAAUCGAAUCGAACAGUGAGAGAGGCGAUAUCGGAUUCAAGAGAUGGGUGCUCAGAAGAAAGGCGGCGCUAGAGUUUCCGACGACUCCGAGGAGCAGAGCCGUCAACGUCUCCAAGCCAUCCUCCUCGCCGACAGCUUCACCACCAAGUUCCGUCCCGUAACCCUAGAACGCCCCAAGGUACUCUUACCCCUCGUAAACGUCCCGAUGAUCGAUUACACCUUGGCCUGGCUCGAAUCCGCCGGAAUCGAGGAGGUUUUCGUCUUCUGCUGCGCUCACUCGACGCAAAUCAUCGAUUACCUCGAAACCUCCGAGUGGCGCACGCACCCGAACUUGGUAGUGAGGACGAUCGAAUCUCACAAAUCGAUCAGCGCCGGAGACGCCUUGCGUUACAUCUACGAGCAGCAGACGGAGACGUCUCAGAUCCAAGGCGACUUCGUCCUCGUCAGCGGAGACACCGUGAGCAACAUGCCGCUCGCGGAUUUGAUUCAAGAACAUAGGGAGAGGAAGAAGAGAGACGAGAAAGCCAUCAUGACGAUGGUUAUCAAGAAGUCGAAACCUUCCUUGAUCACGCAUCAGUCGAGGCUAGGGACUGAUCAGCUCUUCAUCGCCGUUGAUCCGUUAACGAAGCAGCUUCUUCAUUACGAGGAGGAUAAGGUUGAUCACGCGAGAGGGAGUGUUUGCUUGGAUAAGUCGUUGAUGGAGAGCAAUCCAUCUGUUUUGCUGUAUAACGAUAUGCAGGAUUGUUACAUUGAUAUAUGUUCUCCUGAGGUGCUUAGUCUCUUUGAGGAUAACUUUGAUUAUCAGCAUUUGCGGCGUCAUUUUGUGAAAGGUGUGCUUGUUGAUGAUAUCAUGGGGUAUAAGAUCUUCACUCAUGAGAUUGGCUCGAGUUAUGCUGCUAGGGUUGAUAAUUUUCGAAGCUAUGAUACUGUUAGUAAGGAUAUAAUCCAGAGGUGGACGUACCCCUAUGUGCCGGAUAUCAAUUUCGGUGGGAACCGUCCUGUAAAGCUUGGGAGACAAGGGAUAUACAGGGCUUGUGAUGUGGUUCAGUCGCGUUCUGCUGAUGUUGGGGCUUCCACUGUGGUUGGAUACGGGACAAAGAUUGGGAAUGGGGAUAGGAUCUUGAACUCGGUUAUUGGGAAUGGAUGUUCUAUUGGGUCGAACGUGGUGAUUGAAGGGUCUUACAUUUGGAACAAUGUUACGAUUGAAGAUGGGUGUGAGAUAAGGAACGCUAUUGUCUGUGAUGGUGUGAGAAUCAGAGCAGGGGCGGUUUUGGAGCCUGGUGUUGUUCUGUCUUUCAAGGUUGUGGUUGGGAGGGACUUUGUUGUACCUGCGUAUUCAAAGGUUUCGUUGCUUCAACAGCCGAUGAAGGAAGACAGUGAUGAGGAGCUGGAAUAUGCUGACAGUGGCAGCGGGACUGCAGAUCGUUUGUCAGGUUUAAGUUUGGAAAUGGAGUCCAAGGGGUCUGAGCUUGGUCCUGAUGGAGCAGGUUACAUAUGGGAAGUGUGUGAAGGGGCUCACGAUGAGGAGUGGAAGCAUUCUGUUGCUCCAAUCCCUGAGGAUAAACUCGCUGAGAUCACUCAGGCCAUGGAUGAUUAUGAUGACAUGGAGGACGAAAGUGUUGUCCCGACUUCUGGAGAGUUGAAAUCUGAUGCUGAUAGUAUCAACACUGAUGUGAAUGAUCCGGGUGAUGACUAUGGUUACUUUGAGAAAGAAGUUGAAGGUACCUUCUUAAGGGCCGUUGAGGAGGGUAUCAAAGUGGAACUUGGAGUUUUGGAGAUUAACUCACUCAGGUUGUCAUACAACAUGGAAUCAGCGGAUUGUGCUGGAGCAAUAUUCUACUCUAUGAUGAAACUGGCUGUUGAUACUCCACAUAGCUCUGCUAGUGAGCUAUACAAAACCGCCUCGAGUAUCAUUGCGAAGUGGAAGGGACUUCUUGGGUUCUAUGUAAAGCAAACCGAUGAACAAAUAGAAGUGAUGAUGAAGUUUGAAGAGAUGUGUCAGGAAACUGCCAAGGAGUUGGGCCCUUUGUUUGCUCAGAUUCUGCAUGUUCUGUAUGAGAAAGAUGUGGUGCAGGAAGAUGCGAUAAUGAGAUGGGCUGAAGAGAAAGCGGGCGCUGACGAAGCUGACAAAGUUUACCUGCAGCAGUGUGAGACGUUCAUACAGUGGCUCAAGGAAGCAUCUGAGGAGGAAGAUGAAGACGAUGAUGAAGAAGAAGACUGAACCGAUAAUUGAUUAUUCCGUUUGAAAGCCUCAUAUUUUGAUUGAUCACUUACGUUUUGAGUUUUGAGAGAUGCUCUGCUUUAAUCAACAACCUUAUUUUAUAUAUUUCUUCUGUUUAGUGAGAUACUGUCUCAGCCAUCGAGUUUACAGAUCUGCUUGACAUGUAUUUUGACUAGAUCUCAUGUUUAGCUAUCUUUUCUCGACUAAAACAAUCAAUGCUUAUU
Brassica oleracea var. oleracea is the source of this 2516-nucleotide messenger RNA. Its product is annotated as translation initiation factor eIF-2B subunit epsilon-like. The coding region runs from base 115 to 2292 and encodes 725 amino acids. The transcript has a single exon. Gene Ontology annotation, cellular component: eukaryotic translation initiation factor 2B complex. The record is from RefSeq and is a predicted model, not a curated record. Lineage: Eukaryota; Viridiplantae; Streptophyta; Magnoliopsida; Brassicales; Brassicaceae. Gene Ontology annotation, molecular function: translation initiation factor binding; translation initiation factor activity; guanyl-nucleotide exchange factor activity. Gene Ontology annotation, biological process: biosynthetic process.